This is a messenger RNA of Stegodyphus dumicola, 4061 nucleotides long. RefSeq lists its product as uncharacterized. The record is from RefSeq and is a predicted model, not a curated record. Gene Ontology annotation, molecular function: Arp2/3 complex binding; protein kinase A regulatory subunit binding; actin binding. Gene Ontology annotation, biological process: positive regulation of Arp2/3 complex-mediated actin nucleation; actin cytoskeleton organization. NCBI's taxonomy places the organism in Eukaryota, Metazoa, Arthropoda, Arachnida, Araneae, Eresidae. Gene Ontology annotation, cellular component: cytoskeleton; SCAR complex.
CCUCGUAAGCGUAACAUGGCCUUUGAUUUAAAAUUUGUAAACAAAUGACAAAUUUUAAGUGGGUGGCGAUGCAAAUUUUAUUAUGCUGAUUUGAAUAAAAAUAUAUAUCGUAUGCACAUCAAGGGUUUACUUUUCCUGUUGCAGUACUUUCCACGGUUAGAGUAGAUUACCCUUGGUAUGAAGUAUGCCAUUCUUGCAAAGAGUUAUAGAACCUGUCCAUGUGUGCAGGAAUACUUUGCCUCUUGAUGAUCAAGGUGUUUUAGCUGUAGAAGUGCCAAAUGAAUUAGAAUGUGUUACAAAUGGGACAUUAGCAAAUAUCAUUCGUCAGUUAUCAUCAUUGUCAAAGCAUGCUGAAGAUAUGUUCAGCAGUUUGUUUCGUGAAUCAUCCACCAUAGUAGCUAGGGCCAAUUCUCUUCAAGGCAGAAUUGACCGUUUGGCUGUUAAAGUUACACAGCUAGACUCCACAAUAGAAGAAGUGUCCCUACAAGACAUUCAUAUGCGUAAAGCAUUUAAAAGCUACAUAGUUUUUGAACAGCAAGUUGUAUCAAGAGAAUCAAUGCCAGCUGCUAUUCGAGAAACAUAUUUCAUGUGUGAUAAACCACCUCCAUUAGAUAAAUUAAAUCCAUACAGGGAAGAUGGAAAAGAUGGGUUAAAAUUUUAUACUGACCCAAAUUACUUUUUUGAUUUGUGGAAGCAAGAAAUGUUAAAGGACACAGAAAAGAUGGCACAUGAUCGCGGGAAAAAACUUGCACAUUCCAAAGAAGGAUCUGAGAAUCCCAACCAGAGGCCAAGACCAGAAUGUAAGAAGCAUAAAAGAAGUAGGCAGCCUCAUACAUCAAAAGAAAAAUAUAGGCAAAAUUUGCCAGCAAAAGAUAUUGAUGCUACUAAUUAUUAUCAAGUGCAGUAUGGAGGUGCAGUUCCUAGAAUUGGUAAUCAUAUUCAACCUGACGCUCAGCCUAUACGGCCGAACAGCUUAGAGCUUCAUUCUUCAUAUUUUAAUAGGCAACAAGCCCCGUAUUCGGAUAAUAAUAAACCUCAAUAUCCGCCUCCUCCUCCAGCAUAUACUGAGCAUCCAAUAUCACCUCAACAGCAUUAUCCACCACCACCUUAUGUUGCAGUUACUCCUGAGCGACAAAUUACGUCGCCUUCUGGGACUCCUUCUAGGAAUAUUUAUCGUAUCAAUUCCAUGCGCCCAUCUCAGCCUCCUCCAGCUCCGCCUCCUUUAAGUUCUUCUAGUUCCAGUGGUUCAUCUACACCUACUGUAUCUGUUGGUACACCCUCAAGUGGUGCCAGUCGGUAUCGGCCACCAUUGCAAACAAGAGAUAACUUGCCUCCACCUCCGCCACCACCUACAUCUGCUGCUACGGAAUCCCCUGCCUCACCUGUUACGAUAAAUAAAAAAGACUCGCCACAAACUGAAGUAUCAAAUUUAACUCCAACUCAUAGUCUUGAAGAAAAGCCAAAACUCAUCGAAAACCAGGAGAAGGAGCAUAUUAGUCCUAAAAGUAGUGCUGAAAGUAGCAGCAGUAGUAGCAAAACAAGUCCUGAAAAAACAAUUGAAGAACCUGUGAUUGAUGAAGUUGAUCUUCCACCUCCACCUCCUCUGCCUCAGAGUGUUAUAAAUGACAUACGUGAAAAUGGAUCUGUAUCUACAUCACCUGUUACUGCUCAGCCUGAGGCUGAGGUCUGCCAUCCCCCUCCACCACCUCCUCCUCCCUUACCACCUCCUUUAGAAGAUAUAGUCUUGGACAUUACGGAAAAUGGCAGUAUUUCAGAAAAUCAAAAUGUAGAGGUUGUGUCCAUUACAUCCGAGUCUGCGAGUGAAACAUCCAGUGUUAGUAAACUUAGUGAACAUUUUGAUGGGAAGUCAAAACUUUCUGGGCAUAAUGAUGGAAGAAGUGAUCUUUUAGCAGCUAUAAGAGAAGGAAUUAAACUUCGACGGGUUGAAGACAUCAAGCAGAAAGAGGUUGAAAAGGCUGCUCCUCUUCAUGAUGUAGCUUCUAUUCUUGCUCGUAGGGUAGCGAUGGAGUUUUCUGACUCAGAUUCUCCAUCAGGUAGUGAAUAUGACAGUGACGGCUGGGAAGAGGAUUCGGAGCAUCCUAAAACGUAACAAAUAAACAAACAAUAACAAAAAAAAAGUGUUUAUAGGUCAUCUGAUUGCUUAUUCCAGUUGCACUCACUGAUCAAAAUAAUGCAAUGCCAAGACUACUUAAUGAGUAUUGCACCAUCACAUUCUCUCUCCUGUAUGCUGUGAUGUUUUUAAAAUGUACGACAUCUGUUAGAACAAAGUUUUUUUUCCCCUUCCCAACUCUUUCGGUUGGGAGCUAUAUUCAGUCAAUUACUAGAUUAAAUUAUCGUUAUAAAGUUUUGAAGAUCUGUUGUGUUAUGAAAUAUAUAUCUAUAUAUCAAAGUUACCACUUGUAAUUAUGUUAAAUGAAAGUUAUCGUAGAAGAAAUGUUGAGCUUUUUAGACAUUAUUGUACAUUGUAAGAUCUUUCAUGAUGUUUUCAAAAACGAAUUGUAUUUGUAUCAUCAAGCUUUAAUUUUAUCUGUAUGAUUUAUAAUUUUGUUAAAUUAGACCUUGAAAUUUGGAUGCAGUUUAUAGUUUAUUUAUUUAAUUUCCUUUAUUUAAAAAGAUUUUGAUUAACCAGUUGCUUUAUUUUUUUCCCUGGUUAUAAUUAGAAAAGUCUUUAGUAGUGUGUAAUGUAUUUCUGUAGAUCAGAUAAAAAAAAAAAAAGGAAAUGUGAAGCUUUUUGUUUUUAUUCUUCAACUAGUAUAAUACUAUAUACCUACUGUAUGUUACUUUUUAAUCCUGUUAAGGUCUAAUAAACUGUUUGAUGGCAGAAGGUAAUGAAUAGAAAGUUGAGUUAAAUACCAUUAUUAUUUAUACUCUUAUUUGGUAAUAUCUUAAUUUUUUUAAUAGCUCAAGGUAAUCACCUCAUAUUAGGCUGCCAAUCUAUUGCUUAAAAUGUUUGUAAUAAGUGAUAGUGAAGUGUGAAUAUUUAUGUAAUCCAUUCCUUUGUUAUCUCUUGUAAAGCGUUAUCAAAAGUAAUCAUUGAGGAAUAGAAUUGUAUUGGUGCCAUGAAAAGUAACUGAAGAUUAUUUAAAUAUUCAUAUAAAAAAUUUUAGAAUUUAAAGUUUUGAGGAAUUUGUUUAAAUCUUAGUAUUUACUGUAUCAUACAGGUUUGGCAUCAAUUAUUUGUGGUAUGCAACUCCUUGAUUUUCUUCUUUAAUAGUAGGGAAAAUUUUUUUAACUCAUAAUCAGGUUUUAGCUGUGAAAUACAAUAUGUAGUGAAUAUUGAUUGAUUUUUUUUAAUACUCUUCUUAUUAUGAGGCAUCAUAUAUAGAUCACAGAAGAACUUCGAUUGCUAUUUAGGUAAUUGUAUAUAUUUUCAGCAGUUACUUGAAGAUAAAAGUUUUAAGUGAAUAUGUUUCUCUUCAAAGCUCUUUUUCCCCAGCUACAUAGUUUAUAGUAAUUGGAUACUAAUGUUUUAACUUUUCUUUUCUCAUUUAAUUUGGUUCACUUCCAUAGAAAUUUUUAUAAGCUCUGAUCAAAAAUUAAAAAUCUCUGUACUUACCUAAAUUAUGAAGAAAAUAAUUAAGUAAUCUUUGAAGGCCAUGUGGAAGAUGUUUUUCUUGUCCCAUUUUCAGCCUUUUGCAAAAAGAUUGUUAUAAGUUAAUUCUGCUGAAACUGAAUUAAAAAUCUCUGUUUUUGGGUGGAAACUGUCAAAUCUGUGGUUUCUUUAAUGUUAUAAAGGUCAUUUAUUAAUUUGUCCCCUUUUGAUAGCAUCUCCCCCCUUUUGUGAUUAUUUUGUCCUAGCAGUUUUCAAGUCUCAUUUUUUCUAACAGAUCUCAGAGCUUACCUAUUACUUUUUUUUAAGUGUUUGAUCUACUUAUUUAUUACAAAUAAAAAAUCUUUUCUCCUUCUUUUUUUGUUUAUAUUUUAAUUCUUCAAGUUAUGAGGAACUGGAUUAUGUGCUUGGUAUUGUACAGAUUUUACUUUAACAGUUUUAAAUAUUAUUUCAUCUUUUAUAAUGAAUGCAUUCUUUUUUUCCAUCUUCA